AUGGAUUUCUUAGUAGUAGUAGGUUUGCUUUCAUUUUUUGUUCUUCUUGGUGGGGUAUUUGCACAGAGCAAUUACAGUGAUAGUUAUUAUAGUGAUUCUGAUUCUAGUUUCGAUCAAAACUAUUACAUUACAUGGGGAAACGAUCAUGUUCGAUCCCUAAAUGAAGGAAGAGAAAUUCAGCUCUCUAUGGAUAGAUCUUCUGGUUCUGGUUUUGGAUCGAAGCUAAACUAUGGUUCAGGAUUCUUUCAUUCGAGGCUGAAGAUACCGGGCAAAGAUUCUGCAGGAGUUAUAACAGCUUUCUAUCUAAGUUCACAAGAUAAUUAUGGGCACGAUGAACUUGACUUGGAAUUCCUGGGCAACACAGAGGGGAAACCAAUUACCUUACAAACAAACGUGUUUGUUGAUGGUGUAGGAGGUAGAGAACAAAGAAUUUACCUCUGGUUUGACCCAACAUCUAAUUUUCAUACUUAUAAAAUUCUUUGGAACCCAUUUCAGAUUGUAUUUUAUGUGGAGGACAUUCCCAUUAGAGUGUUGAAGAAUAAUAGAAAUGUUGGAAUAGGGUACCCAUCACAUCCAAUGCAAAUGCAAGCAAGCUUGUGGAAUGGAGAUUGGGCAACAGACGGAGGCAGAACGAAGAUUAACUGGGCAUUCGCACCAUUCAAAGCUAACUUCCAAGAAUUUGACAUUAGUGGUUGCCCAUCUCAAACCUCAAACAUUGAUCCAGAAUGUUAUUCUUCCAAUUAUUGGUGGAAUACAAAUGAAUAUUGGAAUCUAAACUCUACCCAACAAAGGCAGUAUGAGAAAGUGAGAAAGAAUUAUAUGUAUUAUGAUUAUUGUACUGAUAGAGAUAGAUAUCCUACACCUCCCCCAGAGUGCUUUUAUGUGUAA
Molecule: messenger RNA, 888 nt
Organism: Pistacia vera
Lineage: Eukaryota; Viridiplantae; Streptophyta; Magnoliopsida; Sapindales; Anacardiaceae
Product: xyloglucan endotransglucosylase/hydrolase protein 2-like
Exons: 4
Coding region: 1-888 (295 amino acids)
Biological process (GO): xyloglucan metabolic process; cell wall biogenesis
Cellular component (GO): apoplast; cell wall
Molecular function (GO): hydrolase activity, hydrolyzing O-glycosyl compounds; xyloglucan:xyloglucosyl transferase activity
Source: RefSeq, a predicted model, not a curated record